Molecule: messenger RNA, 1374 nt
Organism: Heterostelium album PN500
Lineage: Eukaryota; Evosea; Eumycetozoa; Acytosteliales; Acytosteliaceae
Exons: 2
Coding region: 1-1374 (457 amino acids)
Source: RefSeq, a predicted model, not a curated record
AUGAUAAAUUUAGAUAAAUUUUCACAUGUAAUACUUAAACAUAUAAUUAGUUAUUUAGAUAAUAUCGAUAGGAUUUGUUUAAGUUUGAUUUGUAAAUCAUUAUUUCAAGAUAGAGACAAGUUUAUACAGUUUAAAUUAGGUGAAACAUUGGAUCCUUAUAUUAUAGAUGAAAAAUAUGUGCUACCUUCAUUUAGAAAUAUAAUUAGAAAUCAAUUUGGUCAAAUACCUAUUACUAAUUUAUUUCGUUUUGAAGAAAAUCAAAUUUGCAAAGUUGGAUCGAUACCAGAUGGCACUACAAACCUUUCUUUUCAACCAUUUUUUGAUUCGGUGAUUGAACCUCAUUCCAUACCAGAGAGUGUCGACACUCUGAAUCUUGGCUACAAAUUCAAUAAACCUUUGGAACCGAAUAGCUUACCUCCAAGGCUGAAAACACUGAUGAUCUCUAUGUGCUAUAAACAACCUUUACAAAACUAUACACUUCCAAAUUCAAUAGAAACAUUGUUGAUCAGUUAUAUUCCAUUCUCCUUGGAGACUCUACCGACUUCGCUGGUCGAGUUGUGCUUCGUCGAUGGCAUACCAAUACCUCUCAAACCGGGAAUGUUACCACCAACACUCAGACGAUUGACAAUUCUAGGAGAGUACAGAUUCCCUUUGGAACCUGGCGAUAUUCCCAAUACUAUUGUUAAGCUGCAAAUUCAUCCACUUUGUCCACUCACACCUGGCGCUAUUCCUCGCGGAAUUAGAAAGCUGAAACUCUCUGGACGCAAAGCACUUCAGAUUGGAUCGAUUCCAGACACUGUUGAAUUUCUUAGUUUGGGUGAAAGCUAUAACAUUCCAUUGGUUAAAUCAAUCUUUCCACCGGCAUUGAAAACAUUGGUCGUUGGUGGAAACUUUCAACAUCAGAGAAACUCUGAACUUCCCGACACUAUUACCAAACUCAAGAUUUCAAAGGCCAACGUUCUACCGGAAUUUCUUCCACCCAAUCUAAAGACUCUGGUGAAACUGUACAAACCUGGAGUGGCACUGGGGAAGGUGCCAGCAUCACUCGACACCUUGCAAUAUAUAGAAAUGACCGACGAUAUUAAAGAGAAUCCCGAAACAUUCAAGCCACCACCACCACAAAUCAAGACUAUCCACUUUGUAUUCGAUAAUGAGUUUAGAAACGAACAGUUUAUUCAGUUAUACCUCAGACAGAAAAACCUGUCGGUCAUUACAAUCACCGACACAGAAUCCACCUACACCAUUCGAAGACUUGACAAUGAAACAACGCUAGUUCUCAACAAAAUGGUAGAAGGCUACUUAGUUCCCCACCAAAAACUACUUGAAACCAAUCAAUUUACAAAUCAUAAAUUAAUUAGAGCUUGGAUGAGAUGA